Symbiodinium pilosum is the source of this 3240-nucleotide messenger RNA. NCBI's taxonomy places the organism in Eukaryota, Dinophyceae, Suessiales, Symbiodiniaceae. The record is from the annotation of a GenBank genome assembly.
AUGCAUGCAAGCAGCCUCACUGCGUAUGAUGAGGUGAGACAAGUGGUUGUCUCUUGCCUCCAGGCUAAGAGAGUCUGGACGCCAAAUGCCACUUAUGCCCACCAUGGCAGAGCCAAAGACCCAGAUGCCAUGGACAUUGGCAAGAUUGGGGAUAAAGAAAGCCCCAAAGGCAAAGGAAAGGGCAAAGACAAAAGUGGCAAAGGCAAAAAGGGUGACAAACCCAAAGGAAAGGGCGAUGGCCACCAGCUUGGGGAGAAAGGAAAGGACAACAAAGAAAAAGAAAAGUGCCCCAUCUGUUGGCGCGCAGGCCACAGAGUCCAAGACUGCUGGUUCAACUCCAAAGGAAAAGGAAAGGGCCAAGGCAAAAAGGGAGGAAACACUGUCAACCAAGUGGCAGACGACAACGCGUCAGUCCUCUCUGCGGGCCCCUCCGCAUCCCAAGCGGGGAGCACCGCCAGCACUACCAAACCAGGAUUGCGGCGCAUCUCCGAUGAGCACAUGCGCGUGCUCAGAAUUGGGGGCGGGGACAUCCGCCAAGGACACCUUUUGGUGGACACAGGGGCUACUGUUUCAGUAUGCCGGCCCGGAACCUUCAAGGCAGCCGUCGACCUAGAACAAAAGCAGAAACUGUACUCGGUGGACGACACGCUUCUGAACACCCAAGGUGUUACGGAACCGGUGUUGGAGCUUGGCGACCAAAAUCGCCAGACCGCUAGGACUACCUGCCAGGUGGUUGAGGGCAUCACCGACGACAUCCUUUCGGUCAACAGGGCCGUGGAUGCGGGUGCCAAGGUGGUUUUCCACAAGCCACGCGUGUAUCGAGGGAACCAGUUCCUAAUGCCCUACACCGAGCUCAAGAAAGCCAAACGGGCCACCAUAGCACCAGUAGCGGCCGAAGUUAUCAACGUGAUAGUUGACGACCCCGAGGCCGAAGCUGUGGAGGAAUGGGCCCGGAGAGAGGCAGAGCGGGAAGCAGCCGCCGCAGCAGCAGCUGACGAAGACGCUGCGGUAGAGCAAAGGGCCGCCGAGGUCCUAAACCUGGUUGACAAAGACACCGGAAACGUGGCCUGGGCCAUCCAGAAAAGGAUGGGCGCGGAUAAGGUGAAGGUGCGGGAAGCGCCGCCUUACUCCCACCAGAGCCAGGGGGCAGUAGAAGGCCUGUGGGUAGGUAGACUGGAACGCGACAACAGCAACAUCAUCCUCACGGAGGCAGCUCUCAUGGCCACCGUGGCAGGUGUGCCAUGGGAACCACGUUGGGGAAGACGGUUGCGGGAAGCGCCACUAGUGGUUGUUCUCCCAAACGACGAACACGAGCGAGUGUACGAGGAAGACGGACCACCACAGCCACCGGAGCUAGCCCACGACGGCCCAAGCAACAGGGUCGACAUAGAAGCGCUGCCACGCGACGCUCGAGACGCUGGCCGAUCACGCGGGGCCAUGAUGGGCGACCAGUGCGGGCGCAACCGCCGUGAGGGCGCCGGCGGGGGAACAGAGACCGCCAAAGCAAACGAAGGCGGAACCGAAAAAGAGCCGGGGAACCCGUUCGCAGAGCAGAGGCUCGCGACGGUGAUGGACUACCUGGCGUUCACGCCAAUGGCUCGACGAAGCGUCCCCAGAGGGUCAAAGAUCUUCCGCUACACGUGGGUAGACAAGGCCAAGGGAGGCGUCUACAAGUCACGCUUCACGUGUGCCGAUGUCAAGCGCGGGUACACCGCCGAAGAGGAGCAAGACCUCAAGGUGUUUGUGCCAACACCAACUCCAGAGGCACACAGCCUUCUGGAAGUCCGAGCGCAGACGGGUGAGUACGUCUACAUGCGGGCACCGCCCGAGUGGAGACCCCUCUAUGAUGAGUGGGUGCGGGAAAUUUCGCCAGCCCAAAGGAUACCAUUUGAGGACGUGGUGUUCCGCCUGGAUGGGAAUCUGUACGGCAGACGUACAGCAGGCUCGGUCUACCGAGACGAGCUUGAGGAAAUCGGGCCGAAGGAAAGGAGCCAGGUUCCGUCCAAGAAGGCAAACCUGGAAAACCUUGAACCUCUGAGCGCCGGAAAAGCCGCCCAGUAUCGCUCAGCCGUUGGUUCCGCGAUCUACUUGUCAGCGGACCGCCGCGACAUACAGUUUGCGGUAAAGGAGCUAGCUCCAAGGGCUUGCGACUGGGAGUGCGCUCAGAAUCUGGGAAGGUACCUCCAAACCUACCCAGACCUCGUUCGGGUCACUACUCUAGACCCUGCGGCCUACGAAGGUCCGCUUGUGCUAGAUGUGUUCAGUGAUUCGGAUUGGGGGGGUUGCGCAGAAACGCGCAGAAGCACAGACAGCCAUGUGGUUGUACUGGGAGGAGCUGUGAUCACCACAACAACGCAGACACAGCCCGGACUACCGGCGACCUCUAGUCCGGACGCUGAGCUUCGAGGGAUUAGUAGGGCAUGCCGGGAGGCCCUGUUCGUCUACGAACUGGCCACCAAGAAUUUUGGACUCGAGGUCCAGAUCCCACGCCUUUGGAGCGAUAGCUCCACCGGCAUCACAGCUGCCAAAAGAAUUGGCCCAGGUAGCAAACUCAGGCACCUGGAAGUCUGUGAGUUUUACGUGCAAGGCGCGGUCCAGGCCGGCAAGAUGUUGCUAAGAAAGGUCAAGGGUACAGAAAAUCCUGGAAACUUCCUGACCAAACACGCCAAAACGGGCAAGGAAGUGCAGGAAGCCCUGCCAUCUCUUGGCAUGGUAGACCUUAAAACGGAUGAGGAGGAGCAGGUCGAACCUGCAGAAGCCCCAGCACUACAAGUGCGGGCACCUCCGCUGAGGGAUCACAGGCCUCCAGCUCCAGAGCCAGAGCCUGUUGACCAAGAACAGGUCCCUCAGCAAGCUGCAGCAGCGGCAGCAGCACCACCUGAACCACCCCAAGGGGGGAUGAGACAAAGAAAUAGGGGUGCUAGGCAAAUCCCAGUGAGGGAGCAAGGCGCCAUGUACUACGCACCGACAAGGCGCACAGCACACAUCUUCAGGAACUGCUCAGGGCUUGCCCCUGUCCCUGACGCAGAAAUCCGAGGUGUGCAAAUCUGCCCUUACUGCCAGGAGAACUGGCCGGCAGGGGUUCCCAUGACAAGGGAACUGAGGCAUGUGUGGGCACAAUAUGAUGCCUACAGGACUCCACAUUUGGUGGAUCAUUGCUUCGUGGUGCGCUAUCGUGCCACCACAGAGUUGCCCGUCUGCAGACACUGCCGGGAUGGGCACAUCCAAACAGAUCCCUAA